UCGCGACAUUAAAUGUGUGAGGACACAAACACUGAAGACGAUGAAGUAAAAGUCCAAACUGACAGAGUGCGCGUUUGCUUCGAGUAAGGACCACUACACUGAAAACAGAAGAAAUGUUGGCUGCUUUCAGAGGACUUCCAAGGAUUUUGCUAAUAUUCAUUCUAGUACUGAACUCCACUUUAGGUGCUGACACUGGAUGUGAUGACUGGAUUCUUAAUGGAAACGAUGGUGUCUGCUGCAAGAAAUGCAAGCCAGGGAACCGCUUGGUGGAAAGUUGUGGAAGAGACCCAGAAAAGCUCUGUACCCCCUGUGAACCCGGAACUUACGUUAACAAUCUUAAAUUAUCUUGUUUGAGAUGUACCCAGUGCAUAGGAAAUCAGUUUACACAUAAACCUUGCACUAUCAGCAGCGAUACCGUAUGUGGAUGCAAGGACGGAUAUCGGUGUGGAAACAACAAAUGUUCCUUCUGUGUUGAUGAAUGCAAGGUGGGGGAGGAGCCCACCGAAGAACGAUCUUGUAGAAAAUGUCCAGAGGGAAAAUUCAAUGAUAAAAUCCACAGUGUGUGCAAAGAAUCGAGAAAAAGUUGUCCUGAUGGACAGACUUUGGUCAAAGGAAAUGUUACCAGUGACAGUACAUGCACAUAUUUAGAAGAACCUAGACCAAAACUCUUACCUACUGGGGCAAAAGACGAAAAUGAACAGACAAACUGGCUUCCAGCUUUCAUUGCUGCAGGGAUGGCAGGUUUGGCUGUCCUUUUUAUCAUAGCAUCUGUGGUUGCAUAUGUAAAGGCACAAAACAAAACAGAGAAGAAGCCAAAAACCGAUACCCCUGACCAAGACCACUCAGACGAGUCCAGGAUAAUGGUUGUUGAGCAGGAAGACUGUAGUUUUCGUCAUCCUGAGCAGGAACAGGGUGGCAGCUCAGAAUCCAUCAAUACGCAAGACUCAGAGUCUAAACUCAUAGUGUGAGUUUACUGGACAGUAUUUAUUUUUUUAUCUGACUUUAGCAUUGCUACAGGAACAAGAGGACAAAACCUCUGAACAUCUACUAAACUGUGAAAUACAUACUUGACUGGGCAUCGAUCAGCCAUUCCAGUUGGUGUAUCAGUGAUUAAUUUGAACAAAAUGAGUUACAUUUGUUCUGAAGAACAAAAUGAACUUUCACGUCGGAGUUUCUGAAGUGUGGUGCACCUUAAUAACACAAAGAUGAGAGGUUGUUAAUGUAGGUGUGCAGUAGCAGACAGCAUGUCAACACUUUUAUGAGAGUAGGCGUCAUCUACUGGUGCUUGUGUCACAUUUUCAGGUCAAAGCCCUCUUGAAAUACCCUGGUGGGCUUCCCCACUUUUUCUAAAAGAGCACCAUUUAAAAAAAAAAGAUCUUUGGAUCAAGAACAAAGAGGAUAACAUAAACACAAUGAGACUGUUUUAAAUGGAAUGUUUGCACUUUAACCAUUUUUAUUUAAAAAUAGUUAUUUGUCUAGUUUUUAUUUCAAUUUUUUUAUUGUCUGGAAAUCAGCGGCGAGCACAGAGUAGUUUUUUUGGUAGCUAAAUGUGGUUGACCGUAUCAUGUAGGAAGUGAACUGCUGAAACUAAACAUUUGACCUCAGGAUUUUUUGGUGCAUUUUACUGUUUUGUACAUUAGGAUUUAAAAAUAAGUAAAAUUGUCAACCCUUGCCUGUCUAAGCCCUGGGUCAACAAAAUUAAGACUUUCUGUUCAUUCAUUCACAAUUCCUUCUUUACUUGGGGUUAGGAAUUUACCCUGGACAUUUAGGUUUCGACUCAAGGUUUCACAUGCUACAUUUGUAAAUCCCGGGUUAAAAUUCUUAUUUGCAUAGUCAAUAUCGCGGUUUAGUUUAUGAUUGGUUGUUGGCCCUUACGUUCUGACGUCGCAUCGUUUCACACGCAAAGAUGACAACUUGGUGUUAAGGUCAGUGUGAAAAGCCCUAUAAAAGCAUAUAGAAUGUAAAAACUACACUGUUGCACUAUAGUAUACUGCACAGCUUGUUCUGUAGGCAAUAUUGUAAAUAUAUCAGCUUGCCCCAGGGUUCUGAGAAUCCACGUGUUUGGGAAUUUCCUGUAGGUAACUUCAUGGAGUGGAUACUGAGGUCAUUAAACAAGUUAUUGGGUACAAAAUCCUCUGAAACUGCAAAAACAUGGAAGAUUUCCUUUAAGUUUAUUCUCACUGAGAAUGGAGGUCAAUAAACCAGUUCAAGCGAGUAGCUUCUGACAUGGUUUUACAUAUCUAAUCUAAUCUAAUCUAAAAGGAUUGUUCAGUGGACUGUAUAUCCUGCUGAUUCAGUGGGAGUUCCCUGAUGACCAGAGUUGAAAAAUAUUUACUGUAUCUGUAAUGUUAUUAUCAUGAAUCAUUUUGCAUUCCAGUUUUAUUUUCCUCCCACGUCUAGACAUACGAGUACCAACGUGCUGAGCUCUGCAUCCACAAAAAAGAAAAACCUCACAUUAUUUGGCUCCAAGGAGCUAUUUUCUCAGGGCGUUAUAAGCAUAACAGCAGUAAUGGAACAGGAGUGGAACAACUGGUGGGUGAGCAAUGUGACAAUGGUGCUAGUCUUUUAACUGUCAAAAAAAGGUCACCCUGUUUAAUGUCACUUUAUGCAUCACCAUGGGUUUACUGUGUAAAGCCUUAUACUGGGUAAUCCUGUUUAUAAAACAGCUUUACCUCUUGUAAAAAA
Molecule: messenger RNA, 2685 nt
Organism: Sinocyclocheilus anshuiensis
Lineage: Eukaryota; Metazoa; Chordata; Actinopteri; Cypriniformes; Cyprinidae
Product: tumor necrosis factor receptor superfamily member 9-like
Exons: 10
Coding region: 114-968 (284 amino acids)
Biological process (GO): regulation of cell population proliferation
Molecular function (GO): protein binding; signaling receptor activity
Source: RefSeq, a predicted model, not a curated record